Catharus ustulatus (Swainson's thrush) is the source of this 1982-nucleotide messenger RNA. It is a transcript of the gene IL6R, whose product is annotated as interleukin 6 receptor. Bases 53 to 1522 code for a protein of 489 amino acids. The transcript is spliced from 9 exons. Gene Ontology annotation, biological process: cytokine-mediated signaling pathway. NCBI's taxonomy places the organism in Eukaryota, Metazoa, Chordata, Aves, Passeriformes, Turdidae. Gene Ontology annotation, molecular function: protein binding; cytokine receptor activity. Gene Ontology annotation, cellular component: external side of plasma membrane; membrane. The record is from RefSeq and is a predicted model, not a curated record.
CGGUUUCACAACGGCGGCCGCCGCCGAUGUUUUCCUCCCCGGCACCGGGCGCAUGGCGCGGCCGCCUGGGACGCUUCUCCUCCUCCUUCUCCGCCUCCUCCUCCGCCUCGCCGCCGCCGGGCGGCCCUGCGGCCCCGCCAGACUGUCUCGGGACACCGUGUUGGGCCGCCUGGGAGCCAACAUCACAUUGACCUGCCAGGAUGAGGUGCCUGCAAACGCCACGGUGCUGUGGCGGGUGGAGGAGCAGGGGGCAGCAGGGGGCUGGGGACGGCAGCUGGCAGAGGGAAACACGCUGCUCCUGCGGCGGCUGCGCUACGAGGACUCUGGGCACUACAGCUGCUCUGUGGGGAGCCACCUGCUGCGCUCCCUGCGGCUGCUGGUGGCAGCACCUCCCUGCCUUGCAGAGCCCCCUGAAACUCCCCAGGUCUUCUGCUACCGGCGGAGCCACGACAAGGAUGUGCUGUGUGAGUGGCCACAGCAGGAGAAGCCAUCCCCAGGGACACGGGCAGUGCUCUGGGUGAAGCGGAGGUUCACGGCUGAGAAUGCCACAGAGCAGCGGUGCCGCUACUUCUCCAAGGCACGAAAGUUUGUUUGCCGGGUGAAGGUGCCACCUGGCACUGAUGACACCAGACACCUUGUGGUGUCCACGUGCGUCAGCAACAGUGCUGGUGGCUCGGCUGGCAAAGACAAGAUCAUCACCCUCAGCAGUGUCCUGAAGCCAGACCCCCCAGUCAAUGUGACAGUGGAGGCUCUGGAGAAGGCGCCGCAGCGGCUGCAGGUGCACUGGUCCUACCCCCCAUCCUGGGACCCCCGUUUCUACUGGCUCCGCUUCCAAGUCCGCUACCGCCCUGAACCUGCCCCAACCUUCGUGGAGGUGGAUCAGGUGACAACGACUUGGCUCGACAUUCGUGACGCAUGGCGUGGGACGAGGCACGUGGUGCAGGUGAGGGCGAAGGAUGAGUUCGGCCAUGGUGCGUGGAGCGAGUGGAGCCAGGAGGCUCUGGGCACCCCCUGGACAGGUAGGAGGAAAUCAUGGGGUCCUGAGACUGGGGGGGUCAGCAUGGGGUCUCCCAGUCUCAUACUCCCCACUCACCGUGCAGACCCUUGGGACCUCACCCCUGAAAUGGAGCCUUUCAGCUCUCAGGUCCCCAUGGAAGAUGGCACCUAUGGGGUGACACUGCUCCCCAGGCUCUUCAGGGAGGAUGAUACUGAUGGUGCUGGUGGGUCUGUCAUGGAAUCCAACACCCAUCCUGUGGCAUCCCCCUAUGCCUUCCUGGUCACCGGGGCGAGUCUGCUCCUUGGCAUCGCCCUGUUUGUUGGCAUCGUGGUGAGGUACAGGCAGACAUGGUGGACAAGCGAGCAGGAGACGACCAAGCCAGAGGGCGAGGGGCAGCAUAUGCUGGUUCCCCUACGCCUCCCCCUGCCCACACUCAGUGAAACUCCUCUGCUCUCACAUCCUGCCCCCUCAACCCCUGGAGUGCUCCACAUGACUCAGGCAGAUUUCUCCUCCUCAGGGCAGUAGUCAGGGGCUGAAUAUGCUGGUAGGUGCUUGGGGGUUGGAUGUGGGUCCCCACAGCUGUGAUGUGGCUUCUGGGAGCAGUUCCCCCCCACUAUCCGGUGGUUCUGUGGCUGGGACAAACCUCUGAGGAGGGGAAUCAGUGCCACUCCCCCAUGGAGAAGCAGCUGGCAAUGGCCCCAAACUGAGUCCUGGGGGCACUUUCAGCACCAUGGCCAAGCUGGCGUGGCCAGGAGUGACAGCGCUGGAAGCGUGGCUGCACCAGAGCGUGGAGCUCGCCCGGGACCGGCUUCGGGGGUCCCACAGGGAAGGGCCUGGUUCCUACAGUGCCAUGGGGGUUGGGGAGGGAGGGAGGGUCUGGCUGGAUCAGCCCCCCAUACCUCUGCUUCAGCCCCCUCGGGGCUCCUUUUCAAAGCAUGUUGGGGAAACAAGACAAUGUGGCUCAAAUAAAUGCUUUGGAUUUACA